AUCAACAUGGGAGAUGUUGAAGGACUAGCAAGGGCAGGUAGUGAGGACAUGAAGAAGCUACGCACGCAGAGUGAAGGGCCUAAGGCGAAGUUCUUAUGCGACAAUGCUCGACCGGCCACCUUAUCUGGCAAAGCAGGCGUGCAUCAGCUCGCGAUCGACGGCCAGCUGUAUAACAGGCUACAGCUAUUCUGUAAAGCACACGGAGUAACUCCCUUCGUCGUCCUCCUCGCGGCUUUUAGAGCCACACAUUAUCGUCUUACCAGCCAAGACGACGCGACAAUUGGUGUUGCCAAUGAUAAUCAAGAAUGUUGGGAACUCAAAGAUAUGAUUGGAUACUUUGUCAAUAUACAGUGUAUUCGAACGAAGAUCAGAGGGGAGACCUUUGAACAGUUGGUGCACCAGGUUCACAAGGUAAUGGUUGAUUCGUUUGCCAACCAGGACGUUCCCUUUGAAAGCGCUGUCUCCAAGCUACAGAGGGACAGAGAUCUCUCUCAUCACUCCCCAGCGCAAGUAAUGGUCAAUUUUCAUUCACAGAACCGCCUAGGGGAGCUUAUCAUGGAAGGGGUGGAGACCAAGGUCGCACAUAGCCCACCAACCUCACGGUUCGAGCUUGAGCUCCAUAUUUAUCAGGAGGAACAUAGCCUGUGGGGCCAUGUACUGUUUUCGACGGAUCUCUACCGUGCAGAGACCGUUUCUUCCUUGGUUUCUAUAUUCCAGACCUUUCUUGAGAAGUGUCUCGACGAGCCGAAGACGAAAAUAGUGUCCGCACCGCUUCUAACAAAGGAAGCCUACACCCAGCUCGAUCAGAUGGGCCUCCUUCAUUCGAAUGAAACGGAGUAUCCCCGGGACUCGAGCGUUGUUGACCUUUUCCGCCAGCAAGCUACUGCUUACCCCUCCAGGAUCGCUGUCAAGGACCCGUCGACAAAGAUGUCCUAUGCCCAGCUGGACGUGCUUUCCGAUGGUCUGGCUCAAUGGCUGUCCACUAAGUCGCUUGCGACCGAAGCACUGGUUGGUGUUAUGGCGGAUCGGAGCUGCCAGACAAUUGUGGCUCUGCUGGGUAUCCUCAAAGCUGGUUUGGCAUAUCUGCCGUUUGACAUCAAAAUCCCGGAAGCACGGAUGAACACGAUUCUCUCAUCCAUUAAAGGUGAGAGACUUGUUCUGGUAGGGGAUGGUAUUGAACCCCCCGAGCUCGGGAUCGGUGGCGUACAGUUUGUGCAAAUCGCAGAAGCCGUGGCAGAGAGUGUUAUCGACCAGCCGAUUGUCAAGCCGUCGAAUGCACCUGUAAAACCUUCAGCUACCAGUCUUGCGUAUGUUAUGUUUACUUCAGGCUCCACCGGCCGACCGAAGGGAGUCAUGGUGGAGCAUCGCGGGAUCGUACGGCUGGUGAAAGGCGGGAAUCUUUCGCAGCUCUUGCCACCCUCUGGCGUCAUGGCCCAUAUCGCGAACCUGGCCUUCGACGCCUCGACGUGGGAGAUUUACGCCACGAUUUUGAAUGGUGGCACGUUGGUAUGUGUUGACUACAUGACAGUCCUGGAUUACCACAGUUUGGGAAACAUCUUUGCAACUGAAAGAGUCCAAACCGCUUUGCUUACCCCGGCUCUCCUAAAGCAGUGCUUGCUUACAUCACUGUCUACAGUUGGUGAUCUGGACACCCUCUUCGUAGGCGGAGAUCGAGCUGAUCAGAGGGAUAUGUCUACAGCGCGGAAGCUCGUCGCACACAACGUGAUCAACGCGUAUGGUCCUACUGAAAAUACAUUUUCAAGCACAAUAUUCCGCUUGGAGGAGGAAGAAACAUUCACUAACGGUGUGCCUAUUGGCCGCGCAAUCAGUAACUCCGGCGCCUUUGUCAUGGAUUCAGAACAGCGACUUGUGCCGCUUGGGGUAAUUGGAGAACUCGUCGUGACGGGAGACGGCCUAGCAAGAGGGUACACAGAUCCUGAGCGGGACAUCGAUCAUUUCAUCACCGUCACGGUGGGAGAUAAGAUCAUGAGAGCCUAUCGGACGGGCGACUAUGUCCGCUAUCGCCCUACUGAUGGCCAGCUGGAGUUUUUCGGUCGAAUCGAUGGACAAGUCAAGAUCCGAGGUCACCGCGUAGAGCUAGGCGAGAUUGAGCAUGUGCUUCGCGCGCACAGAUCCGUGUGCGAUGCAGUGGUAGUGCCGAAACAGAGCAAUGACGAUGAAAAGCAACUCAUGGGAUUUGUCACACUCGAGGAAGAUUUGGGAACGCCAGACGAACUGCCUAAAAACAAUGACCAGUUGCAGCUCGUGGACGCGUGGGAAGAUCGAUAUGAUUCGGAGACGUACGCGCAGAUUGAGAACUUUAGACCUGAAAUGAUUGGAAGAGACUUUGUCGGAUGGACCUCGAUGUACGAUGGCAGCGAAAUUGACAAGGCAGAGAUGUGUGAGUGGCUCGACGACACAAUGCACACAAUAUACAGCGUAGCCCAUGGACAGCCAGGAAACGUUCUUGAGAUCGGGACAGGUACCGGUAUGAUCCUCUUCAAUCUGCUCGAUGGCUUAAAAAGCUACAUCGGACUUGAUCCGUCUAAAAAAGCCGUCGAAUUUGUUGUAAAGACAGCCAGGACCAUCCCUUCGCUGAAAAACAAAGUACGUAUGUACAAGGCCACAGCUGCAGAGAUUUCCCAGAUAGAGCGACUAGAAUCGGUUGAAUUUGCUGUGCUCAAUUCUGUUGUACAGCACUUCCCCAGUCAGGAGUACCUUCUCGAGGUCGUUGAAGGCCUGCUUAAUCUGAAGGGCAUUAAGGCAAUUUUCUUGGGCGACAUUCGCUCGUACGCACUACACCGAGAGUUUCUAGCAACCAGAGCGCUACGGAUGGCCGGCGAUGGGGCGACCAAAGAAGGCAUUCGACGCUUGGUGGAGGAUAUGGAGCAGAUUGAGCGAGAGUUAUUGGUCGACCCUGGCUUCUUUACAGCCCUGCCAAGCCGCCUUCCCGAUUUAGUGGAGCACGUGGAGAUUUUGCCGAAGAGAAUGAAAGCAACCAACGAACUCAGUUGCUAUCGCUACGGCGCCGUCGUUCAUGUUAAAUCACGAGGGUGGCCCGAGCAAGAGAUUCGACAAAUUGGUCACGACGAAUGGGUGGAUUUCGAAGAACAUCAACUAAACCGCCAGUCUCUCCUGCAACAAUUAGUGAGCCUUUCAUGCUCAUCUACUAUGGCCAUAAGCAACAUCCCUCACAGCAAGAACACCUUCAGUAGAGGCCUUCUGAGUUAUUUGUAUGAUGACGAGGCUAGAAAGGUAGACUCAAAGCCAUGGAUCUCUUCGAUUCGCCAGGCAGCCGAGCAGACCCCGUCUCUUUCCGCGGUCGACCUGGUAGAGCUUGCGGAAGAAGCAGGCUACAUUGUGGAGAUCAGCUGGAACAGGCAGCAUUCUCAUAGCGGUGGUUUCGACGCUGUCUUUUAUCGAAAGAGCAGUGGCAGCAGGGUGAUGUUCAGGUUUCCUACCGACCAUGCAGGUCGACCGCAGCACAGCCUCAGCAGCAAGCCGUUGCGACAACAGCAUAUCAUAAAAGUUCAGAGCCAGCUGAAUGAGAUACUGCGAGUUCAACUGCCUGGAUAUAUGGUUCCCCAAUUUGUCCAUAUUCUCAAUAAGUUCCCUAUUAAUGUGAACGGCAAGGUAGAUCGGAAGGCGCUCGCGCAAAUCACUCAUACCCCAGAAGCUGCGGAGAGAUCCCUGCGGCAGCCGUCGACGGAAAAGGAGAAGACACUGCAGCGGCUGUGGGCGCAGGUGCUCGACAUUGAGGCGGACAGCAUCGGCCUAGAUGAUAGCUUCUUCCGCCUGGGCGGCGACUCGAUCGCGGCCAUGAAACUGGUAGCGGAGGCGCGCAGAGAGUGUCUCCAAGUGACUGUAACCGAUCUGUUUCGCAAUCACUCUCUUGCAAAUCUGGCAUUAUCUAGCAAGGCCAGCUCUUCAAUCACGCAUUAG
Molecule: messenger RNA, 3942 nt
Organism: Periconia digitata
Lineage: Eukaryota; Fungi; Ascomycota; Dothideomycetes; Pleosporales; Periconiaceae
Source: the annotation of a GenBank genome assembly